AUGCAAUUAUGUCUCAAACACUCGUCGAGAUGUCGAGACAGUCCCUCAUCUGUCACCACACUGUCAACCAAAGCAUCGCAAACAACGUUACGCCAAAUCAUCGCCCCCUUAGAGCCCCCGCAUUGGCUUAACCAACGCAGCCCUUACCCAACGGUAAGUCCCCUCCCCAUCGGUCACGUUCUAGAUGACCAGCACUUCACCACUGAGUUGUCGUCGAGCGGACCAAAUAAACUGCUCGUCAUUGACUUCACCGCCAGCUGGUGUGGUCCGUGUCAGCGAAUCGGUCCCGUCUUUGAGCGCCUCAGCAAUCAGUACACGAGUGGUGUGUUUCUCAAAGUGGAUGUCGAUCUGUGUCCCGAAACGGCCCAAACCUAUAGCGUGGAAGCGAUGCCAACGUUUGUGUUCAUCAAGAAUCGGGUGGUAUUGACGCGAGUCCGCGGCGCCGAUCCCAACGCACUCGAGAGUAAGGUUCGGGAACUGAUUGGUGUGGAGGGCAGCGACGGCGGCGCCGGUGGUCAGGCGGACAGCGGAGUGGCCGGUCAUAUAGAGCUCAACACUUUCAUAAAUAAGGCCCAAUCCGAGUGUCUAAACGAGUCGGACGAUCACUCGUUGCCCGGAUGUCUGACCAGCGGUUCCGGCACUUACCUGGAGUCGGAUUGUGACGAACAGUUGAUUAUAAACCUGGCAUUCAAUCAGCCCUUAAAACUGCAUUCACUGAAGAUAAUGGCCCCCAAAGAGAACGGACCGAAAACUGUGAAACUGUUUAUAAAUUUGCCGAAUUCGCUGGACUUCGAUGAGUCGGAUUCGAUGGAACCGAUCCAAAAGGUGGACUUCACCGCUGAAGACCUCGCAAAUGGGACGCCAAUAGCGUUGCGUUUUGUAAAGUUUCAAAACGUGCAGAACUUAUUGAUCUUCGUGAAGAACAACCAAUCGAAUAGUGAAUUAACUCGAAUCGAUUACCUGUCGCUUAUCGGGUCUCCCGUUUCGGCCACUAAUAUGAAUGACUUCAAGAGAAUUGCCGGAAAGAAAGGCGAAAGUCAUUAAAACAUUACUAUUUUUUAUUGUUUUCCUUUUUUAUAUAACUUAUAAACUAUUGAUUCUAAAAAACAUAAGUUUUAAUGAAAUAACAAUUAAAAUCUAAACUAAAGUUAUAAUUAA
This is a messenger RNA of Medioppia subpectinata, 1158 nucleotides long. The record is from the annotation of a GenBank genome assembly. NCBI's taxonomy places the organism in Eukaryota, Metazoa, Arthropoda, Arachnida, Sarcoptiformes, Oppiidae.